AUUGCCUCGGUCCACCCUUUUGCUGCUGCCAUUCUCUCUGAGGCAUCUGGGGUUCCUGGCGGGGCGGCAGCUGCAGGGCCUGCUGCCUGCCUUGGUGGGAUGGACUGGCCACACAGCCUGCUGCUCCUUCUUGCCAUCUCUAUCUUCCUGGGGCCCAGCCAGCCCCGGAACACCAAGGGCAAAAGGAAGGGGCAAGGAAGGCCUGUCCCCUUGGCCCCUGGGCCUCACCAGGUGCCACUGGACCUGGUAUCGCGAGGAAAGCCCUACGCUCGGAUGGAAGAGUAUGAGAGGAACCUCGGAGAGAUGGUGGCCCAGCUGAGGAACAGCUCUGAACCAGCCAAGAGGAAAUGCGAGGUCAACCUGCAGCUCUGGCUGUCCAACAAGAGAAGCCUGUCUCCUUGGGGAUACAGCAUCAACCACGACCCCAGCCGCAUCCCUGCGGACUUGCCCGAAGCGCGGUGCCUAUGUCUGGGCUGCGUGAACCCCUUCACCAUGCAGGAGGACCGCAGCAUGGUGAGCGUGCCAGUGUUCAGCCAGGUGCCAGUGCGUCGCCGCCUCUGUCCGCCAGCUCCGCGCCCGGGGCCCUGUCGCCACCGCGUCGUCAUGGAGACCAUCGCUGUGGGUUGCACCUGCAUCUUCUGAACCACCAACCCCAAUGGCCACUGCAACUCCUUCCUCCCUGCGCCCACUGUGCCCUGCCAGGCUGAUAAACAGUAAACGUUGUCCUUUAUAAAGGA
This is a messenger RNA of Peromyscus leucopus (white-footed mouse), 737 nucleotides long. RefSeq names its product interleukin 17B (gene Il17b). Gene Ontology annotation, biological process: inflammatory response. Gene Ontology annotation, molecular function: cytokine activity. Gene Ontology annotation, cellular component: extracellular region. The transcript is spliced from 3 exons. Bases 100 to 642 code for a protein of 180 amino acids. The record is from RefSeq and is a predicted model, not a curated record. Lineage: Eukaryota; Metazoa; Chordata; Mammalia; Rodentia; Cricetidae.